Messenger RNA from Punica granatum (pomegranate), 2679 nucleotides. The record is from RefSeq and is a predicted model, not a curated record. NCBI's taxonomy places the organism in Eukaryota, Viridiplantae, Streptophyta, Magnoliopsida, Myrtales, Lythraceae.
AACAACUGAGACCAUAAGAGCAGAUAAUUAAAAGGAAGAAGAGAGAGGCAGAGAGAGAGAGAGAGAGAGAGAGAGAGAGAGAGGGGAGAGUGAUCCCACCAUACAUGAAGUUCCUCUGCAAACUUCCCAUGUCCAUCAUCAUAGCAUAGCAUACUUCUCCUCUUGCCCUCUUCCCCUCUUCAGUGCCAUGACAGACAGCAUUCACUUGCUUCAGUCCAUGACUCCCUCAACCUAGUAUGGUUGCCCCGGGAAUCUGCUAGGAAACCUCUGCUCUGGUCUCAUUGUCCUGGAAGAAAGAUUAUGGGGAAUCGCCGGGUUCGGGAUCUCUGCUUCUCUGUGAACUUCGUACUAGUCUUCGGGAUCCUAGUCCGACCUUCGGUUUCGCAACUUAUCCCGACCGAAACCCGCGCGUUGUUCCAAGCCCAGAGACUGCUCGAGUACCCCGAAGCUCUUCAGGGGUGGAACAACUGGACCAACUUCUGCUACCUCCCGCCUUCUCCUUCUCUUACCAUUGUCUGCUCCAACAACCAUGUAACGGAACUCACCAUUGUCGGGAACAAGACAUCGCCUUCUCGUGCCCCGUAUUCAGGUCUACGAGCAGGGAAAUUCUACGCCUCCAAUCAGACUCUGUCUCAAACCUUCUUGAUCGAGUCUUUAUUCACCGUGCUCACGAAGCUCUCCAAUCUGCAGUCGCUGUCCCUGGUGUCCCUUGGGUUGUGGGGCCAGCUCCCCACGAAGAUCAACCGGUUCCACUCGCUUGAGUCGCUCAACCUCAGCUCGAACUUCAUUUAUGGGGAGAUCCCUCAGUCGAUCACCACUUUCAAGAGCCUGAGCCGCCUUGCAUUGGAUGAUAAUCUAUUCAACGGGAGCGUCCCGGAUCUUAAAUUGUUAGGAGUCCUUAUGGAGCUUGACCUGAGUUCGAACUCGCUAGGACCAGAGUUCCCGUCUCUAGGAGACAGCCUGGUGAAUGUCUCAUUGAGGAACAAUUCUUUCAAAUCCGAGAUUCCGCCCGUGCUGGGGAACUUCAUUCAGCUUUGCCGGUUCGAUGCCUCGUACAACAAGCUUGUUGGACCUUUCCCAUCCUGGAUUUUCUCCCUGCCUUCAGUUCAGUACAUUAAUCUAGCUGAGAACCAGCUAGGUGGAACGAUAAGGAUUAACCUGUCAUGCAGUGGAAACCUCACUUAUGUUGAUAUCUCUCACAAUCUUCUCGUCGGGAAACUGCCUCCAUGCAUGAGCUCGAACAUCACAAAUAGGACAGUGAUCACCUCAUGGAAUUGUUUGUCCAGUGGGGACAGAAAGUACCAGCAUUCUGAUUCCUACUGCCGGAAGGAGGCAUUGGCAGUUCAGCCACAGACUGGCAGUUCCACUACGAAGAAAGAAGCCAGGAUCAAAUUAGGCCUCAUCCUCGGAAUCAUUGGAGGCACAGUUGUAGCCACAGCUGCUCUCGGGUUGCUGAUCUUGUGCAUUAUCAGAAGGGCUAAAGAGAGAAGAUCAUCAGGUGAUGACAAGACUUUCAACCGCUCUUUUGCAGACGAGCUGUCAUUCCGUUGGUCCCCCAAGUUGAGUGUUGAUUCAAGGAGGGUGCCCCAGACAAUGAGGAUGAUGUCGAUAGGGCUGCCAUCUUACCAUGUUUACACAUUGGAGGACAUCGAGGAGGCGACUAACAACUUUGAUCCAUGCAACUUAAUGACCGAAGCUUCUCAGGGGCAGAUGUAUAAAGGUUGGCUCAGGGACGGCUCAGUAGUCCUGGUGAAGUGUCUCAAGAUAAAGCAGAGACAUCUGCCACAGAACCUGAACCAGCAAAUGGAAAUCUUAUCGAAGCUCCGGCACCGUCACUUGGUCAGCAUUCUAGGACACUGUAUCGUCACUUACCAGGACCACCCAAACAUCUCAAGCACGGUAUUUAUCCUUCUGGAGUAUGUAUCAAAUGGUUCUCUCAAGGACUAUCUCACAGAUUGGAGGAAGAAGGAGACGCUGAAGUGGCCACAGAGAAUGACAAUCAUGAUUGGGAUCGCGAGGGGGGUGCAGUUCCUGCACGCAGGAGUCGCAACCGGGGUUUUUGGGAAUGACUUGAAGAUAGAAAACAUUCUCCUCGAUGAUAGUCUCACGGCGAAAAUCAGCGGAUACAAGAUCCCUCUACCAUUUAAGACGGGUUCGGAGAAUUCAAUCAACGACCAGGAUAGCUCCGACCCUCCUGGCAAUGAGAAAGAUGCAGAAAAGGAGGAUGUCUAUCAGCUGGGCAAGAUCCUGCUGCAAAUCAUUCUUGGCAAAUUGGUGAAAUCCCCCAGUGAACUGGGAGACCAGAGACAAAUGUUGGAAUGGAGUCUAACAGAACACCCGACACAGCUAAGAACUGCGACGGACCCUUCGAUUAGAGGCACGUACGCUUUCCAAUCGCUUAAAACUGCCGUGGAAGUUGCCGUGAACUGCCUUGAGAAAGAACCAAGGAAGCGGCCUUCAAUAGAGGAUGUUCUAUGGAAUCUGCAGUACUCAAUUCAGGUCCAGGAGGGAUGGACCAGCAGUGAGAAUCUAAGUACAAGAACAUAGACACAUCGAUUUCACUGCUUCCUUCUGUACUAUAAAUUUAUCCUAAACUGUGACAGUCCCAGAUUAUUUAGUACCCGGUUAGCUGCUCCGCAACAUAAAAAAUUUAAAGUGAUCAAUAUUCCUUAAAGAGAA